Molecule: messenger RNA, 2427 nt
Organism: Xyrauchen texanus (razorback sucker)
Lineage: Eukaryota; Metazoa; Chordata; Actinopteri; Cypriniformes; Catostomidae
Product: sprouty-related, EVH1 domain-containing protein 2-like
Exons: 6
Coding region: 314-1597 (427 amino acids)
Biological process (GO): negative regulation of MAPK cascade; multicellular organism development
Cellular component (GO): membrane
Molecular function (GO): protein kinase binding
Source: RefSeq, a predicted model, not a curated record
ACAAGAGAUGGGGCUCCUCAUCGAGACCAGCGCGCAGUCUUCAGCCACCGCGAGCGACGCGAGGCGAAACAUCAUCGACACAACCAUUGAGAUGAUGCAUAAAGGCUGGAUUUCAGGCUCUUUAACAAGACGCGUUGCAAGUACAGAGGAAUAAAAUGCACAGCGCGGAAAAAGAACGAGAAUAAGCAACGCUGAAACGGAUUUUAGGGAAAACUCGUCGCUGCGCUGGAAAACCGAGACGACAUGAAGCCUGAACGCCGCGCGCCCGCGGUGGGAUAUUAUUAUCAUUACUGUAGGUGAAACGAGGGGGAAAAUGACCGAGGAAUCGCACCCAGACGAUGACAGUUACAUAGUGCAAGUGAAAGCAGUGGUCAUGACACGGGACGAGUCUAGUGGGGGCUGGCUGGCACAGGAGGGCGGGGGUCUCAGUCGAGUGGGCGUCUGUAAGGUGGUCCCGGCUGAUCUUGAGCUUCUGGGAUGGAACGGCUUCCUCAUCUAUGGAGAGAGACUUAAAGAUAAGCAGGUGAUCCUGCAGUGCUGUCUGAAGAAGGAUCUGGUGUACACUAAAGCCACGCCCACUUUCCAUCAUUGGAGAGUGGACAACAGGAAGUGUGGACUGUCGUUCCAGAGCCCCGCGGAUGCCCGAGCGUUUGAUCGCGGCGUGAGAAAGGCAAUCGAGGACCUCACAGAGGGCUCCACUACCUCUUCAUCUACGCUGCAGAACGAGGCCGAGCUGGGUGAUGACGACGUUUUCACAAAUGCCACCGACAGCUCGUCCAACUCUUCUCAGAAAAGAGAACCAUUAAUGCAGACGCUUGCACCAAUCAGCUUCUCCGAGCCCCACCACUACAUUCUGGGACAUCUGUAUGACCAGCACAGACACUCUGACCGUUAUUACCUGGAUCAGACGGUGCCCAUGUUCCCAUGUCCACGUCAUGUCCGAUUCCACGAGGAAGAGGAGGAGAUUGUGCGGAUUAACCCCCGUGAACGUUCUUGGUUAACGGGCUACGAGGACUAUCGGCAUGCUACUACAGGGACACACGGCAAACCUCUGCGACCAGACGCCACGGAUGCUUACGGUCACAUCGCUAAGAGCGAACCGCCAAAACACGACUACACUUAUACUUACCCACUCAGUGGGGACGGACACACGACACACGAUGGCAAAACAGGCAUUGGCGGUGGCGUAGUCACCGGGCAGCCGCGAGCACUAACGACAAAAUGGCUGCCACGCCGGGUGGAGGACAGCAGAGAGCGCUUGCGAUGCGUUUACUGCCAAAACAUGUUCAGUCCCGUGGAAAACGGGCGCGGGCGCUGUCAGGAAGCUCCCGACCCCGUGCAAACGUGCAUUCGGCGGGUUAGCUUCAUGUGGUGCGCGGACAGCUUGCUCUACCAUUGUAUGUCGGACCCUGAGGGCGACUACUCGGACCCGUGUUCCUGCGACGCCAGCGAAGAGCGGUUCUGCCUGCGUUGGCUAGCACUCUUGGGACUGUCGCUGCUAGCACCCUGCAUGUGCUGUUACGCGCCACUGCGAGCGUGCUACCACUGUGGCGUCGUGUGCCACUGCUGCGGUGGCAAGCACAAAGCAGUGGGGUGAGCAGCAGAAUGCGAACACACCAGCAGCUGGAAAAAACACGCAAAAUGCAUAUAAGAUGCGGAAGAAUGAACUUUGUGUUUCGCGUGAUCUUUGUCCCCUUCCCGCUGAGUUUCAGAGGGUUGGUCCAUUUAUAUAUUUUUUGUCUCAAUUUAAUUGUACUGGACAGCUGUCCGUGUUUUUGUUAAAUUCAGUUUUUUAUUUUAUUUGUUUUUAAAAGAGUAACCCUCAGCUUCCAAUUAAAAGACUACACAAUAAAUAUUCAUUUAUAUAUGAAAAGUAUAUAUAAAUAUAUGUAGAUAUAAAUAUAUAAAUCCAGGUACUUUAUAUUUUUAUGCUUAUGUGCUUUAAAGGUUUGAGUUAUCUUCCCUUUCAUCUUGUCUUUUUUUAUGUUAUUUGAUUUUCGUUUUCCCAUCCAACUUUCGUUAUGUCUCUCCAAUCAGAGGCGUCUCUUCUACUGUGAUCCACUCCUCCUAGAUAAGACAAACCCAGAGGAAUCCAAAAUAUCUGACCUGUAGGAGGAUAGAUCCUUUGUGUGUGUGUGUGUGUGUGUGUGUGUGUGUACAUUUCUGCCCAAAUGUAAAGUGUGUGUGUGUAAAUCUCAUGGAAACAUCCAGGCCACAUUUUAACUAAUCAAAUUUAAAUUUAUUUUUUGCAUAAGGAAAAUUAAACCUAUAUUGGACUAUUUUGGCAUUGUGACAUUAUUUUCAUGACAAAUAAGCAUGUUUCCCUUCAAAAUUCUCUUCAUAUCUAACUCUAUUUCUUUUUAGUGCUCUUUUCUUGUAGUUUAAUAGUACCAUUUGUAAUACAGUUAAUAUAUAUAUAUAUAUAUA